Saccostrea echinata is the source of this 2759-nucleotide messenger RNA. Its product is annotated as ER membrane protein complex subunit 8-like. The record is from RefSeq and is a predicted model, not a curated record. Gene Ontology annotation, cellular component: EMC complex. The transcript is spliced from 5 exons. NCBI's taxonomy places the organism in Eukaryota, Metazoa, Mollusca, Bivalvia, Ostreida, Ostreidae. The coding region runs from base 38 to 640 and encodes 200 amino acids.
UUUCCGUAGAUUAGGGUGAUCAAAAUUAAAAGCAAGGAUGGCGGAGAUCGUCGUCAGCAUUCAGGCGUAUUGUAAAAUACUUCUUCACGCUGUGAAACAUCCACAUUGUGCUGUGAAUGGAGUGUUACUAGCAGAAGAUAGUAAAUCAAAAGACCGCAAAGUUUUGAAAUUCGUCGACUGUGUCCCUUUAUUUCAUUUAACCCUCAGUCUUGCACCCAUGCUUGAAGCAGCAUUGCUGCAGAUUGAUGCAUAUUGUAAAAGCAGGGGCUAUGUCAUUGCUGGUUACUAUCAAGCCAAUGAAAAUAUUAGGGACAAAGAAUUGAAUAAUGUGGCCAGAACAAUAGGAAGAAGAAUUCAAGAAAGUUGUCCAGAUUCACAUAUAUUUAUGGUUGAUAAUGAAAGACUUUAUCCAGAAUCUGUCUCAGAGUUGUACAGAAUUUAUUCACCAAAGGAAAAUUCAUGGAAACAAGAAGAAAAUAAAGUGACAGUGACAGAGGAGACGUUAAGGACAGCAGCCAUGUUGUUGUCAUCACAGUCAUUUAGGGAGGUAGAUGUGGUGGACUUUGAUAAUCAUUUCAAUGACAUCACUCAGGACUGGCGAAAUCUCCAAAUUAACCAAAUGUUAGAGAAGUGUACUUGAUGACUGUGGCAGUUAGCCUUUUGUAUAGGACAUUGUUACAGAACAAGAUAGGAUACCAAAAGUGGACCUGCUCAUAGCAAAGAUGGUGCAAGACUUCGUGCCAGGUUUCGGUGGAAAAUGGAGAAACUUGGUGAAUUUAAAUAAUGAAUAAAUUAAUGUUUAUUUUUCAUAUUUUAAAAGUGUUGUAGUGUUAUAACCAUCAAAAUUGACCUUUAUGUAGAGUUAUUACACAACUAGAAGUGGUUGUAAAAAGAAACCCCCUUUUUUGUAUGUACCCCUGUAUCUUUGUCAGAUGAUAAGAUGAACAAAUGCAGACCAAAGUCUCCAUACUGUCAUGUACAUGUUUAUUAUAUAUGGGGCAUUUUUAAACUGAAAAAUAAGGUGCUUAAGUCAUGAUUUUGUGUAAAUUCAUGUUAGGGUGUAAAUACAUGCAUUUUUUCCGCCAUUUUAGCAUUAAAGGAAAGCUCAUCAUCUGAAAGAAAAUCCCUCUUAGAUUUCUGACGAGGCUUUUGCUAGAUUAGAUUCCCUCUCCCACCUUUGAAAACUGUUCUGUUGUAUUGCUGAAUAGCAUUUAAAUUUGAAUCAAAUAUAUAUUUAUCUUGUAAAGAUCACUGAUCCCCAAACAAGCUUUACUUCCUUUGCAUGGCCAUAACCAUUUUCAAUUUGACACAAUGGGUUUGUUGAUUGUGAUCAAUUUCUCAUUGUAUCCAAAGCGUCACUUGUAAAAAUGUUUCAUUAAACUAUUGUAAUCAGAUUUAAAAACUUAGAAUUACCUGUAAUUGUAGAGCAAAUGUGUUGCUCCAUAUAGAAUAAUGUUACCUUUUUCUUAAGACAUUAUUCAUACUUCCCUACACAGGACCUUUGUUAUUUUAGUUCAUGUACAUGUACUUAUGUAUUAGAAUUUUUUAAAGAGGUUUAUAUAUUUUACACAUUUUCACACACCCCGCUACCUAAAGAUCUACCAUUCAAAACACUGAAUUCCAUUCAACCUUACAUACUGUAUACAUGUUCAUACUGAUGUGUAUACAAUAUACAUUUAAAAGAUUUACUGAUACAGUUGAACUUCGGUAUCUCGAACACUGAUAUCUCAAACAUCAUGGAUAUGUCGUAUUGAGUAGUUUCUCUCUCUGUCCCAUUGAGUUUGAGAUGACAAGGUUUGACUGUAUUUAAACCAUAGUCAUCAUUUCCACUUCUUUUGACCCACAGAUUGUACUUACAUGUACGAUAUUGAAGUCUUUGAUUUUAUCACAAAAUAUUAUCUAAUCCCCGUUCAAUGGUGAUCAAUUUUACACCCCCUUGUCCACCUCAUGUUAAAUCCACAUUACAACUAAAUCCCCAUCACCCACAAAAUGUGUAUAUGCAGUUUGUUGUCUUCUUCAGUUUGCUCUCUUCAAGUGAGAAUAAAUUGGACAAAACUGUAAAAAGAAAACCAUGAACAUAGUGAUAAGACAGACUAUGAUAAUAACACUUGUGGCAUUAAAAAAUCUGUUCAGAAUGAAAUGUUGAUGGUUAUGGUGGCCUAAAUUCUGAUGACUGCUAUUCUGUUGUACCUCUUUGCUCAUGUGAAGCAUUACUUUACCAUUACUUUAGAUGACGGGUGUGAUUUAUGUUUAUGUGUGGUUAUCACUGCCCUGUUAUAUUGAACCUAGUCAAUAUCUCUGCUUAUGUUUCCCAAUUACAAGAAAUAAAUAUUUGUUACUCAGGAGGCAUGUAAAAAAUUUUUGUUUUUUCCAUAUUUUUAAUAUUUUGAUGUUUAAGUACUAGCUAAUUUGAAGAUAGUUAUGAUAAUUUUGAAAUAUAUAUCAUAUGUUCUCUGCAUAGAAGCUAUAGUGUAUGGCCAAAGUGAUGAAGCAUUUGGAAGUAGUCAUUACACCCAAUGUAUGAACAUUUGUUACUAAUAUGAACGUGUGUGACUGCAAGUACAAAUAUAUGUAGCAGCAAAUAAUUUAUUUACAACGUUAAGCAUGUCCAACAUUCCUAGUUAUAAAAAAUAAUGUAGUACAAAGCAUUUAUGUAUUUUAUUCCUUGUCACUGUAUUAAAGUAUGUUGUAGAUUUUCAUUUUUGUAUGUAAAGUAGUGUGCCCUAAAUUUAAAUUUUAGGUCUGGAUAGCAUGGGGGA